Molecule: messenger RNA, 1410 nt
Organism: Cucurbitaria berberidis CBS 394.84
Lineage: Eukaryota; Fungi; Ascomycota; Dothideomycetes; Pleosporales; Cucurbitariaceae
Product: vacuolar ATP synthase subunit C
Exons: 4
Coding region: 104-1285 (393 amino acids)
Biological process (GO): proton transmembrane transport
Cellular component (GO): vacuolar proton-transporting V-type ATPase, V1 domain
Molecular function (GO): proton-transporting ATPase activity, rotational mechanism
Source: RefSeq, a predicted model, not a curated record
CAGCUUUGGAGCUCGACAACCCACCUGGAUCCCAUCGACCAAAACGGCCAUAUAUCCCAUACCGCCUAUAUCGCGCCUGGCCGCCCAAAAAACUACAGCAAAUAUGUCCAAGGGCACCAAGUACCUGCUGGUGUCGCUGCCGACUUCGAUAUCGCCGUCAAACCACGCCGAUGAAGCUCUUACAGCCCUGCGCAGCACCAUAACGAAUGACGUGGGGAGCACUUCCCCGUUCGCGAUACCCAACUUCAAAAUUGGAACGCUGGAUGCGCUGGUGCAGCAGGCAGAUGACCUGACCAAGCUGAACAAUGCGUGUGAGAGUGUCGUGAGCAAAGUGGGGGACAGCUUGAGGCAGAUAUUGGACGGUGAUGAAGGCAAGGUGCAGCAGCAGAAGACUAUAAACGACAAGCCCGUCGACCAAUACCUACGGACAUUCCAGUGGAACAAGGUCAAAUAUCGGGCGGAUAAACCCAUCGCAGACCUGAUAGACUCACUACAGAAGGAAAUACAGGGUAUCGACAACGACGUCAAGUCAAAGUUCAGCCAGUAUAACCAGACCAAAGGCGCUCUCGCAGCCGCAGAGCGCAAACGCACAGGAAACCUCGCCACCAAAUCCCUUGUCAACGUCGUAAACCCCUCCGCCCUCAUCCGCGACUCAGAAUACCUUGACACCCACCUCAUCGCCGUCCCUAACAUGGUUGUUAAAGACUUCUACAAAUCCUACGAAGAGCUAUGCCCCAUGGUUGUGCCCCGCUCCGCGAACGAGCUUGCUAAGGAUGAUGAGUUUACGCUGCUUGGCGUGACAACAUUUAAGAAGCACUCGAACGAGUUUGUGCACAAAUGUAGAGAGAAGAGGUGGACACCGAGAGAGUACAAGUACAAGGAGGGCGGGAAAGAGGAGGAGGCAAAGGAGGCGGAUCAGUUGGCUAAGGAUGAGAAGAAGCUAUGGGGUGAGGCGCUAAGAUUGGGCCGCACGGGUUACAGCGAGAGUGCCAUGAUAUGGAUCCACGUCCUGGCGCUGAGGGUGUUCGUGGAGACCGUGCUGCGCUAUGGACUGCCGCUGGACUUUGUGUGCGGAAUAGUGCAGACCGACGCAAAAGCAGCAAAGAAGGCAAAGACAAAUCUCGACUCCGCAUACUCCUACCUCGCCGGUAACGCCUUUGGCCGAGACAGCAAGGGUCGCAUCAAGAAAGACGACACCGCCAUGUCAAACGAUCUGCAACAAGCCGGUCACUUGGGCGACCAAGAGUACUCUGCGUACGUUUACUACGAGUUUGAAAUCGUAUAGCGGAUACGUAUGAGCGGAUAGAGGAAGGUGUCACGGUCCAGGAAGGAACAACAUACGGGCCGCCUUUGUAGAAUAGCCGCCGCAAGGUCAAUGAUAUGCACGAGUGAGAUCACACAUAUACAUAC